Messenger RNA from Mesocricetus auratus (golden hamster), 2115 nucleotides. RefSeq names its product nuclear cap binding protein subunit 2 (gene Ncbp2). The transcript is spliced from 4 exons. The coding region runs from base 258 to 728 and encodes 156 amino acids. Gene Ontology annotation, cellular component: nuclear cap binding complex. The record is from RefSeq and is a predicted model, not a curated record. Gene Ontology annotation, molecular function: RNA cap binding. Lineage: Eukaryota; Metazoa; Chordata; Mammalia; Rodentia; Cricetidae. Gene Ontology annotation, biological process: mRNA cis splicing, via spliceosome.
GCAGCAGGGCUGCCAGCAGCCGCCGGAAAAUCAUCGUUCUCCGAGCGCCCGGGAACUCGGGGCACGCCUCACUCACCUUCCGACCGGCCACGCCCGACGGCGGACAAGGCGGCGCCGCAUGAUGACGACACAGCCGCACCACGAUUGGCCCUGACCACGUCCGCUUACUGCAGCAGGCCGCACACAUUUCCGUUUCCGCCGCCGCCGCCGCCUGGUCCUUCCAGUCGUGGCCGCGUCGUGGUUCGUGUCUCCGCACCAUGUCCGGUGGUCUCCUGAAGGCGCUACGCAGCGACUCCUACGUGGAGCUCAGCGAGUACCGGGACCAGCACUUCCGGGGUGACAAUGAAGAACAAGAAAAAUUACUGAAGAAAAGCUGUACAUUAUAUGUUGGAAAUCUUUCCUUUUAUACAACUGAAGAACAGAUUUAUGAACUCUUCAGCAAGAGUGGUGAUAUAAAGAAGAUCAUCAUGGGUCUGGAUAAAAUGAAGAAAACGGCAUGUGGGUUCUGUUUUGUGGAAUACUACUCGAGAGCAGAUGCAGAGAAUGCCAUGAGAUACAUAAAUGGAACUCGUCUGGAUGACCGGAUCAUACGUACAGACUGGGAUGCCGGCUUUAAGGAGGGCAGGCAGUAUGGACGUGGACGGUCUGGGGGUCAGGUUCGAGAUGAAUAUCGGGAGGACUACGAUGCUGGGAGAGGCGGCUAUGGCAAACUGGCACAAAAACAGUGAGUGGUGAAAGCCCCAAGUACACAGCUCACUCUGUUGAUGAUGCUGGAGAACAUUACCCAAGGUCUGAUCAGUAUAGUGUCUCUGUUGCACUGGAAGCCACUUCUGGUUUUCCUCUGAAAUAUUAAAAGACAGAAUCCAAAAGAAUGCCUUUAAUUCUAGUCUUACUAGGUUGAUUUUCUUAGUUGUUACUAAGUCAAAAACUGUAUUCCUGGGCAACAGAAUCUGUGUCAAUUAAACUGUCAGCUGAAUGCUACACUUCUUUUAGGGAGACUGGAAAAUGUCAGAAAUGACUUUACAAGCAAACUGGUAAUCGUCAUGGGGACAGAAAUGAUUUUAUAUUGUAAGUUUGCAUAUGUAUUACUGAGGUUUUGCUCUAGUCUGUAGCGUUGCUCUAAAUUAGGAACAGGUGUUUGCUUUUUAUAUUUCAAUACAGUUGGUACAGAAGUCAGCCUGCAAUGGUCCUGAGAUGCUUCCUGCUUCUGUGCGUAUACCUCAGGACACUAUCAGUCAGGACUUGAAAAGUGUUCACUAAACACAUCCCUCAAAAGACACAGAUGUUUCACUGACAGUUUAAAACAAAACAGAAAACCAAAACCCCAAGGACUAUUUUAUACAAAGAGCCUCUGCUAUCCAAAGAAGUAGGGGAAGACAUUGUCAGUAGGGAAUGGAAUCUAACUUCAGACACUUGGAAGCUUUGACUGUGGCUAUUAGAUUAUUUCUUCCCAUUUUCAAAAUGACCUUGGAGUUGAAUGGGCUUUUAAAAAGGGCUUCAGUUCAAGGCCACCCUGAGUACCUUUUGAGUCUGCCUCAAAAUAGAAACAGAAAAGGGGCAAGAGGAGACACAGGGCACAGUGGGCAGGCACUUACUUGAGUGGUCAUGGUUUAGUCCCCAGGACUGCUCAAACAGGAGUUUGAAGGCUGGGAAUCUUUUAACAACAGAAAAACUCCCCCCAAAUGUCUGUGGAAAAUAACACCUCGCUGUCAUGCAGUAAAUAGUAAGCUGAAGGUCUCUACAGAGAAGUCUAGAGAAUUUUGCAGUUUUGUUCUAAUAUUACAUAUGAAUAAUUUUUCAUGAUACAAAAAAGGCAAAUCUUUUCACCUGUUAACUUCUAAUUCUCACUUUUGAGUUUUUCAAGGUGGGACAGAACAUCUUUGAGGUUUUGGUUUUCUUGGAGCUGUAAUAACUGUAAUGGAACAACUUAGGAAACCCAUUUGCAAACAAUGAGGAGACACUUGAGUUUUAAAUAAAGCUUUUAUACUGCAGUUUGAACUGUUUGUCUUACAUUCUUUUGUAGUAACCUACAACUCAGAUUUCUAUAAUCGUAUGACCCAAAACAGUGGAAAUUUUAUCUUCUGUAACAAGUUUAAAUAAAUUUAGACCAACUUA